This is a messenger RNA of Drosophila innubila, 1467 nucleotides long. It is a transcript of the gene p38a, whose product is annotated as mitogen-activated protein kinase p38a. The transcript is spliced from 2 exons. Lineage: Eukaryota; Metazoa; Arthropoda; Insecta; Diptera; Drosophilidae. The record is from RefSeq and is a predicted model, not a curated record. Gene Ontology annotation, biological process: protein phosphorylation; intracellular signal transduction. Gene Ontology annotation, cellular component: cytoplasm; nucleus. Gene Ontology annotation, molecular function: MAP kinase activity; ATP binding. The coding region runs from base 299 to 1384 and encodes 361 amino acids.
UGACGCAUUAAUUGGUCGCUGCUUAUAACAAUAAUAAGCUGAAUUUUUGUUCAAUUUUAUAAAAUUAAAAUAACAUAAAUAAGGACAUGCAAGCCAGCAGAAGCGUUUGAUUAACUGAGAACAAUUCUUAAGGAUCAGUUAAUAACAGUGUUAAAAGUAAUCACACAACACACACACGCACACAUACACAAACGUAAGUAAGUGCUGACAGGAAACCCGAUCAAGAUAAACGUAAUCAGUUAUUUUUGGUUUCGUAUUGCGUACUUAAAAAUCAAAUAUCUUCAGUUGGCAGCUAAAAAUGCAAAAGUUUUACAAAUUGGAUAUUAAUCGUACGGAAUGGGAAGUGCCGGAAAUAUACCAGCAGUUGCAGGUGGUGGGAUCGGGUGCCUACGGACAGGUGUGUAAGGCAACAGUGCGAGGGAGCAACAUGCAUGUGGCGAUUAAGAAACUCUCCCGUCCCUUUCAAUCGACGGUGCAUGCGAAGCGAACCUAUCGGGAAUUAAUGCUGUUAAAGCAUAUGGAUCAUGAGAAUGUUAUUGGUCUGCUGGACAUAUUUCAUCCACAUUCACCGCAGUCUACACUGGAAGAUUUUCAGCAUGUGUAUCUGGUGACGCAUCUAAUGGAUGCGGAUCUCAAUAAUAUUAUAAAAAUGCAAAAUCUAUCGGAUGAUCAUGUACAAUUCUUGGUGUAUCAAAUACUACGAGGUCUGAAAUAUAUACAUAGUGCCGGGAUCAUACAUCGGGAUUUGAAGCCAUCCAAUAUUGCCGUAAAUGAGGAUUGUGAGUUGCGUAUUUUGGAUUUCGGUUUGGCGCGACCGACGGAGAAUGAGAUGACGGGUUAUGUGGCCACCAGAUGGUAUCGUGCUCCCGAAAUCAUGCUCAACUGGAUGCAUUAUAGUCAGACUGUCGAUAUUUGGUCGGUGGGUUGUAUUAUGGCCGAGCUGAUAACACGUCGUACACUCUUUCCCGGCACCGAUCACAUUCAUCAGCUGAAUCUGAUUAUGGAAAUGCUCGGCACUCCGCCCGAUGAUUUCAUGAAGAAAAUAUCUUCGGAUAAUGCACGCAAUUAUAUACAAUCCCUGCCGCCGAUGAAACGUACAAACUUUAAUGAUAUUUUCAAGAAUGCCAAUCCUCUGGCCGUUGAUCUAUUAGAGAAAAUGCUGGAGUUGGAUGCGGACAAACGUAUUACGGCCGAGCAGGCACUUGCUCAUCCCUAUCUGCAGAAAUACGCCGAUCCAAGCGAUGAACGUAUAUCGCCGCAUUAUGAUCAAAGCUUUGAGGAUAUGAAUAUCUCUGUGGAAAAAUGGAAGGAGCUCGUCUAUAAGGAAGUUAUUAACUUUAAGCCACCUCCGUCCUUUGCCGAAGUACUUCAAGGCAUCAAGUGAUAGGUGAAAAACACAUUCAUGACUGCCAAGUAUUAGCCACAAAACGUUUAUCAAAAACAACAAAUGAAUUUGUUCAAAAAAUU